Molecule: messenger RNA, 1550 nt
Organism: Melanaphis sacchari
Lineage: Eukaryota; Metazoa; Arthropoda; Insecta; Hemiptera; Aphididae
Product: metalloendopeptidase OMA1, mitochondrial-like
Exons: 2
Coding region: 296-1495 (399 amino acids)
Biological process (GO): mitochondrial protein processing; protein quality control for misfolded or incompletely synthesized proteins
Cellular component (GO): mitochondrial inner membrane
Molecular function (GO): metalloendopeptidase activity
Source: RefSeq, a predicted model, not a curated record
AUAACUAUUAUUUUUUAACUUUGUGAUAGUCAAUGUAGGCUAACAAUCAUUCUUUUUAAUUAAAAAAUGAUAGCUAGUAGUAUUUUUAAAAAAGAAGACAACAGCGAUAUCAUGAAUGUUGUAGUUUUUGAGUUUCAUCAAUUGCAGCCCUCGUUUAACAUGUCUUCCAAUCGAAUCGCCGUCUUCACAUCGUACCGACGUUUGAUUCAAUAGUAUAAAAGCUCUAAUAUUUUAUUGUGGCCUAGAUUACACGUCAGAAGUUUGAGUGGUUUGACAGCAAACUUUUGGAUCAAAAAUGUUUUGCGGCAAUAGCUUUAGGAGGCUAUGUGUCCAAACACGCAUCUUGCAUGUGCUGCCAUGUGGAAAACUUAAUCGAUUUUCAUAUACCCGUCACAUGCCUUUCACCGUUCACAAGUACCGGUUUCCACUUGUUGUCAACAAUGGAAGCAAUCGUUUGAAGUCAAAUGAAAGAUAUUUUAGUAUAUCACCCGUUAACCGCCUUCCAUUACCUCCAAUAGCAGCUUUAGUGUUGCGUCCAGUUGCCAAGUUUUUUGCUAUGGUGUUGGGUAUACGUAUACGUCGCUGGUGGACAAAACUGAGUCCAAAGGAAAAGCAACAGUUUUGGUAUAAUGUACACAAACGUCGGAAGCAAAUAACUGCUGUCAUAGCUAGUGCCAUUGGUUUGUUUCUCGUAUACUGUGCUGCUCACAUGGAGUUUGAUCCAAUAACUGGUAAACGUCGAUUAAUUCUGUUUACAAAUCAACAAAUGGUAGAACUGGCAAAUUCAAUUGCCCACGAAUUAUUGAAUGAAAACCAACAAUCUGUGCUAAGUCCAUCACAUCCGCUUUACAAGCGAGCUUUGUCCAUAGCAAUGCUAGUGAUAAAUGCCAAUAAGCCAUAUGAUCGCUUACAAAAUCGAAAAUGGUCUCUGAUAGUUGUCAAUGAUCCAAGAAUUAACGCUAUGGUUUUGCCAAAUGGCAUGAUAAUAGUCUUUUCUGGGUUACUAUAUGCAGCUAAUGACCAACAAGUAGGUGUUGUCUUAUCACACGAAAUUGCACAUUGUUUCCUUAAUCAUCAUGCAGUACGUUUGAGUCGAGAACAAUUAGUUGAAAUGCUUUGGCUUAUACCACUUACUAUAAUGUGGGCAGUGUUUCCAGUACCAGAAGCUAUUUUAGGUUACUUAUUCGGUCAUUAUUUUAAAAGUUUAGUAAUGAUGUUGCCCUAUGAACGUGACCAGGAAAUCGAAGCUGACAAGUAUGGAUUGAUGUUAGCAGCUAAUGCGUGUAUUGAUGUUCGUCAAGCACCAGUUUUCUGGAAGAGAAUGGAAAAGCUUGAUCCAAAUAAUAAAGACACAUGGUGGUUGUCUACUCAUCCGCCUCACAGUCAACGAGUCAAAUAUAUUGAAGAUCUUUUACCAUAUGCGUUACAAUUAAGACAACAAAAUGGAUGUCCGUCCUUAGAUAGAAGUUAUUGGUCAAAAUUCUCAUUGUUUUAACAAUAAUUAAGAAUUGUAGUCCAAAAUAUAUAGAUUACUGUGGUAAUUAUUAUGG